Messenger RNA from Rangifer tarandus platyrhynchus (Svalbard reindeer), 2058 nucleotides. NCBI's taxonomy places the organism in Eukaryota, Metazoa, Chordata, Mammalia, Artiodactyla, Cervidae. The record is from the annotation of a GenBank genome assembly.
AUGGCUGAGGAUAAAAGCAAGAGAGGUUCCACUGUAUUAUAUGCGAAGGAAGGCCAGGCAAACAACGGGUUUGUACAAAAUGAAGACAUCCUGGAGACUGACCUGGACCCAAGCAGCCCAGCGGCCGGCCCACAGCACAACACCGUGGACAUCCUUGGCCCUGGGGAGCCCGACGUGAAGGAUGUCCGGCCCUAUGCUGGGAUGCCCAAAGAGGUGCUAUUUCAGUUCUCGGGCCAGGCCCGCUAUCGGAUACCGCGGGAGGUGCUCUUCUGGCUCACUGUAGCUUCCGUGCUCGUGCUCAUUGCGGCCACCAUAGCCAUCAUUGCCGUCUCUCCCAAGUGCCUGGACUGGUGGCAGGUGGGACCCAUGUACCAGAUCUACCCAAGGUCUUUCAAGGACAGCAACAAGGAUGGGAACGGAGAUCUAAAAGGUAUUCAAGAUAAAUUGGAUUACAUCACAACUUUAAAUAUAAAAACUGUUUGGAUUACUUCAUUUUAUAAAUCAUCCCUUAAAGAUUUCCGACAUGGUGUUGAAGAUUUCCGAGAAAUUGAUCCCCUUUUUGGAACAAUGAAAGAUUUUGAGAAUCUGGUUGCAGCCAUACAUGAUAAAGGUUUAAAAUUAAUCAUCGAUUUCAUACCAAACCACACCAGUGAUAAACAUGCUUGGUUUCAAUGGAGUCGGAACCGGACAGGAAAGUAUACUGAUUAUUAUAUCUGGCAUGACUGUAACUAUGAAAAUGGCAUAACCAUACCACCCAACAACUGGUUAAGUGUAUAUGGAAACUCCAGUUGGCACUUUGAUGAGGUACGAAAACAAUGCUAUUUUCAUCAGUUUACGAAAGAGCAACCUGAUUUAAAUUUCCGUAAUCCUGAUGUUCAAGAAGAAGUAAAAGAAAUUAUACAGUUUUGGCUCUCAAAGGGUGUUGAUGGCUUUAGUUUCGAUGCUCUUCAAUUUCUUCUAGAAGCAAAGCAUCUGAGAGAUGAGGCCCAAGUGAAUAAGACCCAAAUCCCGGACACAGUCACUCACUACUCGCAGCUGCACCAUGACUUCACCACCACACAGGUGGGAAUGCACGACAUUAUCCGCAGCUUCCGGCAGACCAUGAAUCAGUACAGCAGGGAGCCAGGGAGAUACAGGUUCAUGGGGACUGAAGCCCAUGGAGAGAGCAUCACCAAGACCAUGGUGUACUAUGGGUUGCCUUUUAUCCAAGAAGCAGAUUUUCCCUUCAACAAUUACCUCAGUAAACUAGACAAGCCUUCUGGCAACAGUGUGUUUGAGGUUAUCACAUCCUGGAUGGAAAACAUGCCGGAAGGAAAAUGGCCCAAUUGGAUGACUGGUGGACCAGACAAUGUCCGGCUGACUUCUCGUCUGGGAGAGAAAUACGUCAACAUCAUGAACAUGCUUGUUUUCACACUGCCUGGAACUCCCAUAACUUACUAUGGGGAAGAAAUAGGAAUGAGAAACAUUUUAACCGCAAAUCUCAACGAAACCUAUGAUGUUGGUACUCUUUUCUCAAAGUCACCAAUGCAGUGGGACAAUAGCUCAAAUGCUGGUUUUUCUGAAGGCAGUCAUACCUGGUUACCCACCAGCUCAGACUACCAUACUGUGAAUGUUGAUGUCCAAAAGACUCAGCCCAGAUCAGCACUGAAGUUAUAUCAAGAAUUAAGCCUGCUUCAUGCCAAUGAGCUGCUCCUCAGCAGGGGGUGGUUUUGCUACUUGAGGAAUGACAACCACUCUAUCAUGUACACAAGAGAGCUGGAUGGGAUAAACAGAGUCUUCCUCAUGGUUCUGAAUUUUGGAGAAUCAUCACUGCUAAAUCUAAAGGAAAUGAUUUCAAAUAUUCCCACAAGAGUGAGGAUAAGGUUAAGUACCAAUUCUGCCUACAGUGGCCGUGAAGUUGACACGCAUGCUGUUACACUGGCCAGUGGAGAAGGACUCAUCCUUGAAUACAACACUAGGAAUCUCCUUCAUCGUCAAACAGCUUUCAAAGAUAGAUGUUUUAUUUCCAACAAGGCAUGCUAUUCCAGGGUAUUAAACAUACUGUACAGCUUGUGUUAG